AUGGCCCUGCCCAGACAUUGGGCGAAGAGGCAGCAGCAGCUCCCCUUCGAUCAGCCCGAAUCGAGUAACAGCCAGACUCGCCUCACCAUGGCCGCCACAGACGAGAUCACCCAGGCUGCCAUGCCAGAGGAGACCACCCAGACGCAUCAGGAUGUUGACGACGAGAGGGCGCGCCGCAUUCUGCGUCGCAUCGAUUGGCGCAUCAUGCCCUUGCUUUUCAUCAUCUACAUGUUCAACUUCAUGGACAAGACCAUUCUCUCGAGUGCAUCGGUAUUCGGUCUCGGGGACGAUAACGGUCUGGUUGACCAACAGUAUUCCUGGAUCUCGAGCGUCUUCUACUUUGGAUAUCUCUUCUGGACGUACCCGACCACUCUUCUCAUCGCGCGCUUGCCGAUAGGGAAGUAUGUUGCCAUCAACACGUUCUUUUGGGGCGCUGUGGUCGCUCUGACGGCGGCAUGUUCCAACUUUGGAGGUCUGAUGACCGUUCGCUUCUUCCUAGGAGUUGCCGAAGCCACGAUUUCGCCCGCACUAAUGUUCAUCACGUCCACGUGGUACACCCGUGAUGAGAUCCCCUCCAGGACCGGUAUUUGGUUUGCUGGAAACCCCAUCGGCGGCAUCGUGGCAUCCCUACUCGCCUAUGGUAUCGGUCACAUCACCGACAACGUGGGCCCCUGGCGCUGGAUGUUCAUCAUCCUCGGUGUUCUCACCUUCUUGAUGGGCUUCGCACUGUUCUUUUUCCUGCCCGACUCCAUAUCUACAGCCAAAUUCCUGUCUCCCGAGGAACGCCAAUGGGCAGGAGACCGAGUCGUUAUCGCCGGCACCGGUCGCACCGAAAAGACCGCCUGGAAGUGGGAGCAGGUGGUUGAAUGCCUCAAAGAUCUGAAGACGUGGAUCAUCUGGUGCAUUGCACUGCUUUGCCAGAUUCCUAACGGAGGUACUCAGAACUUCGCAAACCUCGUCAUCAAGUCAUUCGGCUUCACCUCACUUGAGUCGACCCUGAUCAACAUACCCUACUCCGUUAUCACGGUCGCAGUCAUCUACGGAAGUGGGUGGUUGGCGGGACGUUUCCGCUCGAUGAACUGCAUCCUGCUGGCGCUUGUUAUACUGCCUCCCGUCAUUGGAUCUGCACUCAUCGGGAGCCGCGACAAAAUCCCUCAUGGGGCUUCGUUGUUCGGGUACUUCCUCCUCUCUACCGGGCCAGCUGGCUUGCCGCUCCUGCUAUCUCUCGUGCAGUCAAACUACCGGGGCGUCACCAAGAAGAUGACAAUGACAGCGAUGCUGUUCAUCGCCUACUGCGCUGGCAACAUUGUGGGACCCCAGCUGUUCAAGGAGGAGGAGGAGCCAACCUACGACACGGCAUUCCGCGCCAUUAUGAUCUGCUAUGCGCUCGCCAUAGGCUUAGUCGCUGUGUUGAGGGUUUAUCUGCAGUUGACCAACAGAAGGCGACAGCGCGAAGAGGGGGUCGAAGGGAGCGCGGGUGCUUCGGGUGCCGUGAGCGGAGGCAAGGUCGUCGACGUUGAUAGCCAGCACCAGGUGGCUGUGGUCGUCAACGAGGUCCAGCUCCGGCCUGAGGAUUACGAGGACGCGACGGAUUGGAAGACCUUUGGCUUUCGCUACAGACUCUAG
This is a messenger RNA of Anthostomella pinea, 1626 nucleotides long. The record is from the annotation of a GenBank genome assembly. Lineage: Eukaryota; Fungi; Ascomycota; Sordariomycetes; Xylariales; Xylariaceae.